GAACUCCUCUGAUCACGUUUUAACUUACCUACCUGCUGGACGAGUAAGUACACACACGCACACACGUGUUUUUUAAUAUGUCGUUAAUCUCUUCGCAGUGAUUUGACAAUUGAUACGUUGACCUUCAUGUUUUCUCGCCGACUUCGACAACAAAAAUACGGUUCAUUGAUUCAACUUUCCCGGUUGAAUCUCGAUCAGAGUUUUUUAUUAUGAGGAGUGAUCGUGUCAAGCUGUACGAAUCGUGAAUGAAAAAAGUUCGAUCUUGCUACCAUGUGGGCAGACACUAUCCUGAUUUUGUUUAUCAGCAUAUGCACAGCGUUGUUGGGUGAAGGUAAGAGCACUAAGGGUUAACGUGGUUGAUGGUGUACAGAACUGAGAAAUAUCAAAAACUGAAGGCAGAGGUCGAGAAGCAGAGCAAAAAGCUGGAGAAAAGGAAAGAAGCGCAUGGCGACUCCUUGGACAGGCAGCAGAAGAAAAAGAUUGAACGAGAGGAGGAGAGGUUAAAGAAUAAUAACCGAGACUUGUCCCUCGUAAAGAUGAAGUCGAUGUUUGCGAUUGGGUUUGCAUUCACAGCACUGCUCAGUAUGUUCAACAAUAUAUUUGAUGGACGAGUGGUUGCCAGAUUGCCGUUUGUCCCAAUCAGUUGGAUACAAGGCCUGUCGCACAGAAAUCUCCCAGGCGACGAUUACACGGAGUGUUCAUUCAUAUUUUUGUAUAUAUUGUGUACUAUGAGCAUCAGACAGAACAUUCAGAAAAUGCUUGGCUUCGCGCCAUCCAGAACAGCGAGCAAGCAGAGUGGCAGUAUUUUCGGACCUCCGCCUCAGCAGUUUAAGUAAAAAUUCAAAUUUAAUGAAUUAUUACUGAUGAACUUUACAAAGUGGUGAUUUACAGAAAUCCGUUUUGUACAAUUUAAUGUGUGUAUGUGUGUGAGAUUUUGAAAAUUUAGUUAUAUCCAAUUACUCUUGAUAACUUCACAUGCUACUUGAUACGUUCCACAUUGAAUUAUAUUUAAACAAUGUCUUCGGAUUUUCCUAUUCCUUUCAUGUUUAAAAUAGUGUAAUUUUUGCGCUUGAUAUUGAAAUAUAUAUUACAAUUUUCUUGUUUGUUAAA
This is a messenger RNA of Monomorium pharaonis (pharaoh ant), 1110 nucleotides long. RefSeq names its product calcium load-activated calcium channel. The coding region runs from base 360 to 836 and encodes 158 amino acids. Gene Ontology annotation, molecular function: calcium channel activity. NCBI's taxonomy places the organism in Eukaryota, Metazoa, Arthropoda, Insecta, Hymenoptera, Formicidae. The transcript has 4 exons. Gene Ontology annotation, biological process: endoplasmic reticulum calcium ion homeostasis. The record is from RefSeq and is a predicted model, not a curated record. Gene Ontology annotation, cellular component: cytoplasm; endoplasmic reticulum; endoplasmic reticulum membrane.